Molecule: messenger RNA, 2506 nt
Organism: Tigriopus californicus
Lineage: Eukaryota; Metazoa; Arthropoda; Copepoda; Harpacticoida; Harpacticidae
Exons: 4
Coding region: 654-2177 (507 amino acids)
Biological process (GO): proteasome-mediated ubiquitin-dependent protein catabolic process; multicellular organism development
Cellular component (GO): cytoplasm
Molecular function (GO): ubiquitin conjugating enzyme binding; ubiquitin protein ligase activity; zinc ion binding
Source: RefSeq, a predicted model, not a curated record
UUUCUUGACAGCAUCAAGUCCAUCUGGUUUCCAUCAAAACUUCUCUCUCUCAGUCUCUCAGUCUCACACUCUUUUUCUUCUUAUUGGAGAACGAACCCCUGUUCCUCUGUUCCUCUGUGGUUGGAUAAUCUGAAGAGAUCCUCAAUAUCAGCACAUUGACAGAUAUCAUGGCCUGAGAAGGAGCUUGAAAGCACGUUCAUCAAGAUCCUGAUAUUGAUGCUGGUUGUAGUUCCCAAGAUGCUGAGCUCCAAGUGAAUGGAUGAUCCGUUGGUCUCCAAGAAAGCGUAUGGUGUUUGAAGACGGAUGAAAUGACAAGCCUGUAAACAGAAGAAGAAGCCUCUCUAAUGGAAAAAAGAAAAUGGCUUCAGCCAUCCACCAUCCACCGCCAAACAACCAUCUGAGAAUCUAGACACCAAGAUUGUCCUGAGUAAACAAGAUCAAAGGCCACAACAACUCGUUCAUUUACUCUUUCUUCCUCUCGACGCUUUGCCUCCAGGAAAACCAGCAAAACCAGCAACGAACAAAGCGACCCGUGCAUGUUUUGAACCAAUUUGUUCGGCUCGUCCGCACUCCUCGGCAUCGAUUGAGGUCUUGGGUGAGUCUUGUUUGCUCGUGGCCCUCCUCCUUGUCCGCUCAAUGAGUCCAAACAUGCCAUGAUGCCCACCACACACCACCUUUCCAUCACCUCCAUCACUGGCAAUAGUAAGUCCAAAUCCCUCGAAGCGCCCCACGGAGCAGCAGCCUACAUCCGCAGGGGCUCGGCUCCACCGCCCGUUAUCUUGUCCACGUCUCCAUCCCCGCACCAUAGUCAAGGUGGAGGCGGUGGCUCGCGCAAGAACUCCUCUCCGGACGUGGGGCAUAACUCCUCGGCGUCGUCCGGACCCCUCAGUAUCCUCGGUCUCGUCAAGUCCAAGGCCUCCAAGAGUAACAACAAUAGCUUGAAUUCCUCCAGUGAGGCCCUGUCCGGUUACCCCGUGCCCCAUCGACCUUCCGGCGGGGAUUCCAUGAGUAUGUAUGCCCUCAGCGAAUCCAUGGCUGAGGAAGACGAAUACCUGCCGCCUAACCCUCACGAUGGGAUUCGCAAACGUGACGAUGACCUGAUUGCCGGUGAGGAGGGCAUGGUAGGGGCGGAUGAGGACGUUGAAUGCGCCCGCUUUAACCCAGAAACCACGGUGAACUUCAAUAUGGACUCUUUGAAAGACAUGUUGAAGUGUGUCAGCUGUCACCGAUUCCUCUUUCCGCCCAUUCUCCAGUGUGUGGGAGGUCACAUGUCGUGCAAAACGUGUUUUCAGGUCCGUCAGAGCUGUCAUAAAUGUCAGCAGAAGCUACUCCAGGUUCCAGCCAAAUUCGCAGAGAUGAUCACGGAGCAAUUCAAAGUCCAAUGUUCUUUUGUGGAAAAGGGCUGCAACGAGACGGUCCCAUUCAAGUUUCGUCGCGACCACGAGGAGAUCUGUUCGUUCAAGCCGGUACAAUGUCCCGAAUUCGAUUGCACAGUAACCAAGCCCAUGAAUGAAAUCUUUAAGCAUUUUCGCUUGGAACACCACCAUCAUUUCGUCAACGCACACGGCAACGUCUUCAAUGGGGAUAUUCGUUGUGAUGACUCCAACAUGGUCAUGGGUGUCGAGCGCAAAUGGGCACCCACCAUGAUGAAACUGGAGGGAACCGGCGUCAACGAUGAAGACAGCGGGAGUUCCGCAGGGGCGAAUGGUCACUCCAUGACCAUUUCAGGCACGCAGCACUUCUUCUUGGAGAUCUUACGCACUAAACAUGGCGUUUGGCACAUGUGGAUCUGGUACCUGGGUGAACCGGAUGACGCCACCCAGUUCCGGUGUGAAAUUGCCAUUAAAAAGAAGAACCGAGACGAAGACACCGAGUUGAAGUACUCGGGUCGGGUGCAUUCCAUUCGGAUACCCCCUCAUCGAAUCAUCUUGUCCGGUUGUCUGCUGUCCUUCAGUGACUACACGGCGUCCCAUUUCCGGUAUUUGGGAGACGGGCAUCAGGGUCACCCUGUCAUUGAUUACCGCGUUACUGUGUCUAGAACCAAGAAGCGAUCCAGUUCGAGUGAGCGUGCAAUGGCGGCCGGUCUCACUAAGAUGCUGAGACGGUUUUCCAUUGACAGCGGGGGCAAUAAAGCUAACAAACCGAAUCUUGGACCACUAACUGAUUCAGAUUACUGAUGAGUUGGGUCUGCCGAUGUUGGAACGGAUCAUAUGAGGCUGAAUCAAGAUCAAAUCAGAGCCCCUCGCAUCCUCCAUGGGUGGGAGACAGAUGUGUGUGAAUAGCUGAGCUCUGAUAAGAGUGGAUGUCAUCAAUGUAAGUCUAUCUUACGCGGAUGUUCGCGGAACCAUGAAACGUACUCUUCACUAUCCUUUCAGGCGGUUUCUUGUUAAUGGAAUUGUUUGAGUGCUAAAAUAUACCUAAUGUAUCCUCUAAAGAUGAACGUAAAGAUUAUAAAAGCACGUAGAGCGCGAAAGAAUACAAAUUAGUCCCUAACACAAGUGCAAUC